Messenger RNA from Spodoptera exigua (beet armyworm), 2029 nucleotides. Lineage: Eukaryota; Metazoa; Arthropoda; Insecta; Lepidoptera; Noctuidae. The record is from the annotation of a GenBank genome assembly.
CACGUGGUUAGCUGAUAAAUGCUAUAUAAAAACAAUUGCAGGCCAGACACAGCACUCUCAGUUACAGUUUCUCUUCCUACAAGCAACAAGUUCGAGAUUAGUUUGAUUUCAAUCAUGAUCAUCCUGUGGAUCUGGCUGGUGGUCCUCGUCGCCGUGAUAACACUGUACUUUCGAAGAGUGUACUCCUCAUUCGACCGCCAUGGCAUCAAGCACAUAAAGCCGACCCCAAUGGUUGGCAACAUGACUAAAGUAAUAUUACGCGCAGAACAUAUGGCUGAUGCGCUCAAAAAGGUUUACAACGACUUCCCUGAAGAAAGGUUUGUUGGAAGAUAUGAAUUCAUCAAGGAGUUAAUUGUAGUCCGUGACCUUGAGCUGGUUAAGAAGAUAACUGUUAAAGAUUUCGAGCAUUUCCUCGACCACCGUCCUUUGUUAGGCAACAGCGAUUCCUACUUCUCCAGGAAUUUAUUUUCUUUAAGAGGUCAAGAAUGGAAGGACAUGCGGUCCACGUUGAGCCCAGCUUUUACGAGCUCCAAGAUGCGACUCAUGGUGCCUUUUAUGGUGGAAGUAGGAGAUCAGAUGAUGCGGUCGCUGCAAAAAAUUAUAAAAGAAUCUAAAAAUGGCUCCGUAGACUUAGAUUGCAAAGACCUGACUACCCGCUACACAAACGAUGUGAUUGCUUCCUGUGCCUUUGGUCUGAAGGUGGACUCUCACAAUGACAAAAACAACAGCUUCUACACACUGGGGAAAGAGACUUCUACAUUCGACUUUUCCCAGAUUAUAAAGGCUUUCCUAUUUGCAAACUUACCAGAAGUAGCUAAGUUCUUAAAGCUGGAUUUCCUCUCGAAAUCAUCGAAGAACGCAUUCAAGAGACUGGUGCUGUAUACGAUGGAAAACCGAGAGAUGAAGAAUAUAAUCAGACCCGACAUGAUACACUUAUUAAUGGAAGCCAAAAAAGGCAAACUGACUCAUGACGAUAUUAAAUCCAAUGAUCUGGCUGCUGGUUUUGCUACUGUUACUGAAUCGGCUGUUGGGAAGAAAAAAGUUAAUAGAGUAUGGAGCGAUGAAGAUCUCGUCGCUCAAGCAGUGUUAUUCUUCAUUGCCGGAUUUGAGGCCGUCUCAUCGGGGACGUCGUUCCUUUUGCAUGAGCUUGCCAUGAAUCCUGACGUUCAGGAGCGGUUGGCGCAGGAGAUCAAAGAACAUGACGCCAAGAACGGCGGCAAGUUUGACUUUAACUCCAUUCAGAAUAUGGUGUACAUGGAUAUGGUUGUCUCAGAGGUCCUCCGUCUUUGGCCAGCUGCUGGUGCUCUAGACAGGAUAUGCACUAAAGAUUACAAUAUGGGUAAACCGAAUGCGAAAGCGGAGAAAGAUUACAUUAUCCGAAAAGGAACUGGUGUCUGGAUACCGGUUUUCAGCAUUCAUCGUGAUCCUCAGUAUUUCCCCAACCCUUUAAAGUUCGACCCUGAGCGGUUCUCAGAAGAGAACAGGCACAACAUUAACCCACUCGCGUACAUGCCCUUCGGUGUUGGACCUAGGAAUUGCAUUGGAUCCAGAUUUGCGCUUUGUGAAGUAAAGGUGAUGACGUAUCAGAUCAUCCGAGAAAUGGUAGUUUCUCCUUGUGAGAGGACUUGCAUACCAGCGAAGUUAUGCCCCGAGACAUUCAACAUGAGGCUGAAAGGAGGACACUGGCUUAACUUCAGGCCGAGGACUGAGCAAAUAAGGAUGUAGAACAUCAAAAAACUGUAGAGAUUAGGUUUUGGCUUUCGAAUUGAUGGUAGAGUUAUUUGUGCUGGCUAACAUUAGUACCAUUGAAAUGUUUAUGUAAACUAACUUUGUAAAAUAUAUAUAAUGGUGACAGAGACUUUUAUUCAAUUAAUAUUAGCUUUAAGAGCAAGGUAAAAUAGACUCUAAGGCAAACAAAUCCAAAAUAACAUUUUAUUUAAGUUCUCUCGGUCUUUGUUAUUGUAACGAGUAAUAAUCAUUUAUUUUAUGGAAUUUUAUUGGACUGAAUUAUGAUAAUUUUAUAAAAAUA